Messenger RNA from Trypanosoma brucei brucei TREU927, 1470 nucleotides. RefSeq lists its product as hypothetical. The record is from RefSeq and is a predicted model, not a curated record. Bases 1 to 1470 code for a protein of 489 amino acids. NCBI's taxonomy places the organism in Eukaryota, Euglenozoa, Kinetoplastea, Trypanosomatida, Trypanosomatidae. The transcript has a single exon.
AUGGAGGAAGUCUCCGGUUCCACCCAGCUGGAUAAUGUUUGGGAUCUCGUAAAUUUGGAUAUGUACAAAGAACUUAGGUCGCUCCGGGAAUCGUUGGAUGAAGUUCGUAUCGAGGCACGGCAGUCCAGCAGUUUCUGCGAAAGGAUACAGAAAGACGUCGCGGAGUUUGUUCGCUCAGAAGAACUGACGCGGCAGGGAGAUAGCUUAACCACGGACGCCGCAAUGGACGUCACUUCCCUCCAGAAUCACCUCAUGGAGUUUGAGCGCUACAUCAUUGGGAAGGUGAGGGAAGAAAUUCGUAACGCCGGUGCCGGGUUACCGUCACAGCCAGUGCUGGAUAGUGAUUCUUCCUACAUUGGGUUGCUCUGGCGCCGACAAGAGGAACAGGCCGCCAGACUGGAAGCACUACUGGCGGAGUCUGUUCUAAGAGAGUCAACAAGUCGCCGUGAAGUAAAGCGGUAUGCAAGGCAAUUACAGGAUCGGAUUUUGAAUGUCGAGGACACCUUAGAAACUUUGACGGGAGGGUGCCGAGGGCGUUCAGCAGGAGGUGAGGGCGCAACUAAUUUAGCACGGGAGGUCCUGAAAGCGUUAACCCAACUCUCCGAGGGUUUGAGCUUGGAAAGAGAGACACAUGAAAUGGAACGAGGGCAGUGGUUCGCGCUCAUGGAGUGUGCAGUCGAGAAGAUAAGGUAUCUAUCAGAACGUGAGUCAGUGCUUUCCGAGGAACUGCAGAACCUAAAGGCCACCGUACUCCAUAAUGGCCGGAAUCUACGAGAGAUGGCGAGCGUUGGCGAUACGCCUACGGAGCGGUACGCCGCAGACGCAGUCACUCUCUCCCAACACCGCGAAGGGACACAAUGCAAGUGGGAUGAUCCCGCAGCGGCGCAAACUUCUGGUGAGGAAGAGCUGGGAAUCAUUCGUAGGGAAAUUGCUGUGAUUGAAGAGACGAUAAAUGUCCUGCGAACAGACUGGCACCGGCAUGAUGCUGAACUCGACUGCCAUGCGUCCAAACUGGCGGAACUCGAUGGCGAGCAGCGAGUUCUCACCAACACUGUAAACAAGGUUGGGGACCAAGUAAAGCAAAUGAGUCAAGACAUCCGCAGUUACUCUAACGUGCUACGACAGAGUAUUAAGGAUGAGGAUAGGAGAUCGGUGCCACAAUUUUCUUCCGCCAGCGCUGUGCUCCCGGAGAGGACUGGUUCCAGGUCUGUUUGGAAGGCGCUUGCACAGCUGCUUCAGCAAGACACGCGGAAAAACAUGAGGUCUAAUAUCUUCCACUUGUGGCUUUCUUGGGUCCGCGGCUCCACUCAACUCAGACGCGAUGAAAAAAUACUUCGCUUGUUUACAAAACAGCACAAGCAACUCGGUGAAAUGUCGCAGUUUAUUCAAAAUCAGCAGGAGACUACGGAGCAUCAGACGCUUCGUUCGGGUAAACGAGGGAAAAACAAAAGUGACUUUGGUUGUGUGUAA